GGUAUGGAACGGAACAAUCAGACCUUCGCUUAUCUCAUUCUGGAAGGCAUCUCGAAGACCCCCGAGCUACAGCUCCCCGUCUUCCUCCUCUUGUUGACCAUCUAUCUCACCACAUUGGGGGGCAACCUGCUCAUAUUUCUGGUGGCCUGCUUGGACCCUCAUCUUCAGACCCCCAUGUAUUUCUUCUUACGAAACCUUUCCUUGGUGGACGUUUGUUACUCCAGCGACACGCUCCUCGGGGCUCUCCUCGCAUUUAUGUCGGGGAGGAACGCGGUCUCCUUCCCCUCUUGUAUGGCCCAGCUCUACUGCUUCAUGUCCUUGGUAGCCAUUGAGAUAUCGAUACUAACGGCCAUGAGCUACGACCGCUACGUGGCCGUCUGCAGCCCCCUCCGCUAUCAGGCGGUGAUGAGCGGCCGCGUCUGCGUCACGCUGGCCUCCGUAUGCUGGGCGCUCGGAUUCGUCGAGGCCGUGCCCUAUAUAUCUAUAUACGCCGGCUUCUCCUGCUUCAAGUCCAACAGGGUCAACCACUUCUUCUGCGACCUCAGCGCCCUCAUGGACAUUUCCUGCGACGAUACCGCCUUCCUAAGGAACGUCGUUUUUUACGAGUCCAUAUUUUCCGGUUUUAUUCCUUUUUUCCUCACCUUCCUCUCUUACUCGUACAUUAUCGGCGCCGUAGCGGCCGUCCGCUCCCAGCCGGGAAGACGCAAGGCCUUUUACACCUGCGGCUCGCAUCUGACGGUAGUCGCCCUCUUCUACGUGACCCUUUUCUGCCAGUACCUAAAAGCGGCGCCGCCGGCGCCGGACUCCGGGAAAUUCCUUUCCUUGUUGUACACGGCGCUGGUGCCCAUGUUAAACCCCCUCAUUUACAGCCUGAAAAACAAGGACGUCAAAUCGGCGCUAAGGCGGGGGCUUUCCAAGGCCAAAACUCGAAGGCGCCAUCCACGGGGUCCAACGCGGCUUACGACGCGGGGUUAAAGAUCUUUCCGGCGUUUGAAAACGAUAACAAAGAAGAAAAAAAUAGGAUUGGAGAAUUACUGUGAA
Molecule: messenger RNA, 1041 nt
Organism: Spea bombifrons (plains spadefoot toad)
Lineage: Eukaryota; Metazoa; Chordata; Amphibia; Anura; Pelobatidae
Product: olfactory receptor 8D1-like
Exons: 1
Coding region: 4-975 (323 amino acids)
Biological process (GO): G protein-coupled receptor signaling pathway
Cellular component (GO): membrane
Molecular function (GO): olfactory receptor activity; G protein-coupled receptor activity
Source: RefSeq, a predicted model, not a curated record